This is a messenger RNA of Marmota monax (woodchuck), 1801 nucleotides long. It is a transcript of the gene Ppp1r16a, whose product is annotated as protein phosphatase 1 regulatory subunit 16A. The transcript has 10 exons. Gene Ontology annotation, molecular function: enzyme inhibitor activity; phosphatase regulator activity; protein binding. NCBI's taxonomy places the organism in Eukaryota, Metazoa, Chordata, Mammalia, Rodentia, Sciuridae. The record is from RefSeq and is a predicted model, not a curated record. The coding region runs from base 1 to 1578 and encodes 525 amino acids. Gene Ontology annotation, cellular component: cytoplasm.
AUGGCUGAGCACCUGGAACUACUGGCAGAGAUGCCCAUGGUGGGCAAGAUGAGCACCCAGGAGCGGCUGAAGCAUGCCCAGAAGCGGCGUGCCCAGCAGGUGAAGAUCUGGGCCCAGGCUGAGAAGGAGGCCCAGGCCAAAAAAGGCAAGUGGAGGCAGCUGCAGAAGGAGGCAGCUGGCCGAGGGCCCCCGAAGCAAGUUGUCUUCCCUCCCAGCGUUGUCCUUCUGGAAGCUGCUGCCCGAAAUGACCUGGAAGAAGUCCGCCAGCUCCUCAGGAGUGGAGUCAGCCCCGACCUGGCCAAUGAGGAUGGGCUGACAGCACUGCACCAGUGCUGCAUUGAUGAUUUCCGAGAGAUGGUGCAACAGCUCCUGGAGGCUGGGGCUGACGUCAAUGCCCGUGACAGCGAGUGCUGGACCCCCCUGCAUGCUGCAGCCACCUGUGGCCACCUGCACCUGGUGGAGCUUCUCAUUGCCCGGGGUGCUGAUCUCCUGGCAGUCAACACUGAUGGGAACAUGCCUUAUGACCUGUGUGAGGAUGAGCAGACACUGGACUGCCUGGAGACUGCCAUGGCCCACAGGGGCAUCACCCAGGACAGCAUUGAGGAGGCCCGGGCCGUGCCAGAGCUGCUCAUGCUGAAGGACCUCCAGAGCCUUCUGCAUGUUGGGGCUGACCUCAAUGACCCGCUGGACCAUGGAGCCACACUGCUGCACAUGGCCGCCGCCAGUGGGUUCAGUGAGGCAGCUGCCCUGCUGCUGGAGCAUGGAGCCAGCCUGAGUGCCAAGGACCUCGACGGCUGGGAGCCGCUGCACGCUGCCGCCUACUGGGGACAGGUGCACCUGGUGGAGCUGCUUGUGGCAAACGGGGCCGACCUGAAUGGGAGAUCCCUGACGGAUGAGACACCCCUUGAUGUCUGUGGUGAUGAGGAGGUGCGGGCCAGGCUGCUGCAGCUGAAGCAGAAGCAGGAGGCACUCUUGCGAGCCCAGGGCCGCCAGCGCUCCCUGCUGCGCCGCCGCGCCUCCAGUGCAGGCAGCCGCGGGAAAGUGGUGAGGCGAGUGAGCCUGACCCAGCGCACCGACCUGUACCGCCAGGAGCAUGCCCAGGAGGCCAUCGUGUGGCAGCAGCCACCACCCCCAAGUCCAGAGCCGCUGGAGGAGGAUGAGGAUCACCAGACAGACGCAGAGCUCUGGCUGCCACCCCCAGAGGAAGAUGACCCUGAGGUGGCCAGGUCCCACAAUGGCCGAGUAGGGGGCCCCCCAGGGCGGCACCUGUACUCCAAGCGGCUGGACCGGAGUGUGUCGUACCAGCUGAGCCCUGUGGAGAGUACCACCCCAGACACCCUUGUCCGGGACAAGGCCCACCACACCUUGGCCGAACUCAAACGCCAGCGGGCUGCUGCCAAGCUCCUGCGACCACAGCCUGAGGGGCCUGAGGCCCCUGAAUCUGGCUUGUCUGCUGACCCCGUGUCCUCCCAGCCGGACUGCGGCUUCAGGGCAGGCGGGGACCCACCCCUGCUCAAGCUCACAGCCCCAUCUGAGGAGGCCCCGAUGGAGAAGAGGCCAUGCUGCUUGCUCAUGUGAGGGGCUGUACCCAUUUCCAGGCCAGCCCGAGGCUUGCCCUGGAGGCCCACUCAGGGUGUGCCCUGGAACUGCAGGUGGGCAGACACCAGAGUCUUCCCCAGCUUCUACCCCUCAGGACAGUGGACUCUCUGUUGGGGAUGGACCUUAGGCAGAGCCGUAUCUGCAGGCAUCUGCUGCAGAGUGUUUGUCCUGUGACGCUUGAUAAAGGGGUGUUUGUCGUCAA